Solanum tuberosum (potato) is the source of this 1759-nucleotide messenger RNA. Its product is annotated as zeatin O-glucosyltransferase-like. The record is from RefSeq and is a predicted model, not a curated record. The coding region runs from base 85 to 1500 and encodes 471 amino acids. Lineage: Eukaryota; Viridiplantae; Streptophyta; Magnoliopsida; Solanales; Solanaceae. Gene Ontology annotation, molecular function: UDP-glycosyltransferase activity. The transcript has a single exon.
CAAAAAUUUUAGCCAAGAAAUAAAAAACAAGUUCAUAUUUUCUCAUACAAAGUUAAAAAUAUUCAUUGGGAAUUUAUUUCUUCAAUGGCUUCCAAUCUUCAUAUUUGCAAAAAUAACCAAAAAAGUCAAAAAAUUGUUGUAGUAAUAGUCCCUUUUCUAGCACAAGGUCAUCUUAAUCAACUUCUACAACUCUCUUGCCUUAUAGCAUCUUAUAACAACAUAAAAGUCCAUUAUGUUAGUACAAAAACACAUAAUCUUCAAGCAAAACUUAGAGUUAUUAAUAGUUUUGACUCUUUUUCCAAAAUUCAUUUCCAUGAAUUUCCUACUCCAAGUUUCAUCUCUCCAAAUCCAAAUCCAAAUUCGCGAAUUAAAUUUCCAUCUCAUCUUCAAUCUUCAUUUGAAUCAUCGUCUUAUCUAAGGAACCCUGUGAAAAGGUUAAUCCAAACGCUUUCAUCCAAGUAUCAGAGAGUCGUUAUCAUAAACGACUCUCUGAUGGGAUCAGUUGUUCAAGAUUUUGUGUCAGUACCAAAUGCUGAGGCAUACACUUUCCAUAGUGUGUCAGCUUUUACUCUGCUCCUAUUUAUAUGGGAGCGAAAAAAGAGGCCGUUUCUUAUAGACUCUGAAAUGUUGAUUGAUCUUCCUUCUCUCGAAGGUUGUUUUAGUCCAGAAUUUGAGAAACUUAUGAAAAGAGAAUAUGAAUGCAUGAAGUUUAACUCGGGAAAGAUUUACAACACAUGUAGAGUCAUGGAAAGUCCUUUUCUUGAUUUGUUGUUGAAAGAAGUGACCAACAACAACGAAAAACAAUGGGCCCUCGGCCCGUUUAACCCGGUUACAUUUCCCAAGAACGGGCCCAACACCAAAAGCCACACGUGUUUGUUAUGGCUCGACAAACAAGAACCAAACUCGGUGAUAUUAGUGUCAUUUGGUACCACGACUUCAUUUUCUGACGAACAAAUCAAGGAAAUCGCAAUUGGACUAGAGCAGAGCGAACAAAAGUUCAUUUGGGUGUUGAGAGACGCGGAUAAAGGGAAUGUUUUUACUAAAGACUCAUCAAGAAAGAUUGAGUUGCCAAAAGGGUUCGAGGAGAGAGUUAAAGAAAAGGGGAUUUUGGUAAGAGAUUGGGCACCUCAAUUGGAGAUUUUGUCACAUUGUUCGACUGGUGGAUUCUUGAGUCAUUGUGGAUGGAAUUCCUGCAUGGAAAGUGUCUCGAUGGGCGUGCCAAUAGCUGCAUGGCCAAUGCAUUCUGAUCAACCAAGAAACGCUGUACUAAUUACCAAGAUUCUUAAAAUUGGAAUUGUUGUUAGAGAAUGGGCUAAUAGGAAUGAAUUGGUAAAAUCAAAUGUGGUGAAAAAAUGUGUGGAAAAAUUAAUGGCAUCAAAAGGAGGAGAUGAAAUGAGGAACAAAGCAAAAUAUUUGAGUGUAGAAAUUAGAAAAUCAGUGGCAGAGGGUGGAAUUAAACGUAUAGAAUUGGAUUCAUUCAUAUCUCAUAUAACAAGAUAACUAGUUCUGGCGAUGUUGUUCAGACUCUUCAAAAAUAUUAUCGCACAAAUACAUUUCUAAAGAAUCCGAGCAACCUGGGGUAUUGAAUAAAUUCAAGGAUAUUCAUGCAUGAUGCAUUUGAAGUCAAAUGUAUCAAAAUUCCAUUUGGAUUUAACUACUAUAUGUUGAGAGUGUUAUAAAAAAGUAUAAUUGUUGCUUGAUGUAUUUUCAGAUAACUACUUUCCUUUAUUAUGAACAGUAACAUAUUGUUAUUUUUCGU